Engraulis encrasicolus (European anchovy) is the source of this 2741-nucleotide messenger RNA. It is a transcript of the gene mak, whose product is annotated as male germ cell-associated kinase. NCBI's taxonomy places the organism in Eukaryota, Metazoa, Chordata, Actinopteri, Clupeiformes, Engraulidae. The transcript has 16 exons. Gene Ontology annotation, cellular component: nucleus; cytoplasm; cilium. The record is from RefSeq and is a predicted model, not a curated record. Gene Ontology annotation, biological process: cilium assembly; intraciliary transport; intracellular signal transduction. Gene Ontology annotation, molecular function: ATP binding; protein serine/threonine kinase activity. The coding region runs from base 378 to 2309 and encodes 643 amino acids.
GUUGCCAGGGAGCAGCAUGUACACACCUCUCUCGCAGCAGAAAUAAGCAUCGUGGGCAGAACUCGCUGUCACGUUUUCAAUUACUACAUACAGAUGUGGGUUUUUCUACUUGGCUGAUUUACGAAGGAUAUGUCGAGGUACCUGGUUGGAGAGUACUGCGGACAUUGCUGACCUGUUUGGCAAGAAUUUAGAAAUGAGACAGUCGCCAGGUGAAUGCAAGUGAGCUGCUCAGCUGCAACAAACUACAAAUCAGCCAAGGCUGCCUGAGAAACAGAGACAGAGCCCAGCUCGUUUUUGACGAGACGGAUACAGAGAGAGAGAGAAAGCGGAAGAAAGAAAACGAAAGCGAGACCUUAGUCCUGAAUGCCGCCUGAAGGAUGAACCGCUACACCACGCUGAAGCAACUGGGAGAUGGCACCUACGGGAGCGUGCUCAUGGGCAAGAGCAACGAGUCGGGGGAGCUGGUGGCCAUCAAGAGGAUGAAGAGGAAGUUCUAUUCCUGGGAGGAAUGCAUGAACCUGAGAGAAGUCAAGUCUCUAAAGAAACUGAAUCAUGCCAAUGUUGUGAAGCUGAAGGAGGUGAUCCGUGAGAAUGACCACUUGUACUUCGUCUUUGAGUACAUGAAGGAGAAUCUCUAUCAGCUAAUGAAAGACAGAGAAAAUAAGAUGUUCACUGAACACGAGAUCAGGAACAUCAUGUUUCAAGUAAUCUCUGGCUUAGCUUUUGUACACAAGCAUGGGUUCUUCCACCGAGACAUGAAACCAGAAAACCUGCUGUGCAUGGGCCCAGAACUGGUGAAAAUAGCAGAUUUUGGCCUGGCCAGGGAGAUUCGAUCCCGUCCCCCGUACACAGACUACGUGUCCACGAGAUGGUACCGCGCCCCUGAGGUGCUGCUGCGCUCGUCGGUCUAUAGCUCCCCGAUCGACAUGUGGGCCGUGGGCUGCAUCAUGGCCGAACUCUAUACCCUGCGGCCACUUUUCCCCGGAAACAGCGAGGUGGACGAGAUCUUCAAGAUCUGCCAGGUCCUGGGCACUGUGAAGAAGUCCGAUUGGCCGGAAGGGUAUCAGCUGGCGUCUGCGAUGAACUUCCGUUUCCCGCAGUGUGUGCCGACGCCCCUGAAGACGCUCAUCCCCAACGCCAGUAACGAGGCCAUCGCCCUCAUGAAGGACAUGCUGAUGUGGGAUCCCAAGAAGAGGCCCACCGCUGCUCAGGCUCUGCGGUACCCCUACUUCCAAGUGGGCCAGCUGCUGGGUCCCCGACCUCUCAGCUCCGACAUCAGGAAGGUCCAGGCCUCCAAGCCUCCUUCGGACAUCCAGUCGGCCUCGGAGCCGGUGCUGAAGGCCUCCACGAAGCAAGCGGGCCGGCACGCCUACCACCAGCCCCUGCAGCCGCUACCUCAGAACGUCCCCCAGACAGACACCCACACAGACGCCCACCGGCACGAGCGGGCACAGGGACUCCCAAAGAAGUCUUCCCUGAGUGGGUCUGAGAACAGCGGUGUGGGAGUGAAGAGCGGGCGGAGGCGGUGGGGCCAGGGCAUGUCCAAGCCCUCAGACAGCUGGUCGGAGUCGGAGCACUCGGACUCAGCAGCGUCCAGCUCCAAGAAGCCCAGCAUCGGCCCUGAGGAGGACAAGACCAGCAAGGACUCCAACACCCCACCGGCCAAGGAGCAGAAAGCCCUGUACACGUUCAGCACUGUGACCAAGUUGCCUAGCAACAUUAAAGUGAACCAGCCGGACGUGGCGGCACAGAACUCCUCCUCUGCCAGGCAACACUACCUGCGCCAGUCAAGAUACCUCCCAGGCUUGAUCAGCAAGAACUCGUCUGCACUGAGUGACAAAGAGGCAAGCAAAGACCCUCUAGACAGCACCAUGAACCUCUUGAAUAAGCCGCUGGCCACCCUUGGCCCCGGAGCCUCUAUUACGCGAGUCAACCCAGGGAACUUCAUUAGCACAACGUACAACCUGUCUGGUGGUUACAUCCCCUCCUUCCAGAAGAGAGAGGUGGGCUCUGUGGGACAGAGGAUCCAGCUGGCACCCCUGGGAGGAGGACAGCAUGCGCUCGACCUUUCUACUGCUCCUGAUAGUAAAACGGGUAAAACAAAGCAUGCCAAACCCAAGCCAGUGUCCAGCACUUUUCUCACAGAAAGCAAUGAAGAUUACGAGGGCUGGAGGAAGAGGAUGGAGCGCUCCCAGUUGAAGGGCAGCAGCUACUCUGCCCUGGGCAAGAACUCUGCCAACCUGCUCACGCGCGCACCGCCCAUCCACGGCCGAGUGGACUGGGCGGCCAAAUACGGGAGCCACCGGUAGCGGAACGUCACCGUCCCUCCUGUUUCUCUGUCCCCCAACAUCAAACCAAACCAACCCCCACAUCCCUGACACACACAAAUACACAAGCCACCGGUAGCGCAACGCCACCGUCCCUUCUCUCUGUCCGUUCCCCAAAGCAAACCCGCCAUCCCUGACGCACCCAAAGCAUUUUAUUUUGUAUAUACCUGUACAGUAGGCCUUUGUGGACUGUUUGUGGGGGAGCCUGCGCUGAGAGCCUCCUCACACGCACGCCUCCGUUUGCUGCAAAAGUGCUACAAAAUUAGCAGUACCUUCACUGCGCUCACUUGAAGAUACAAAGGGAAUCUGGGUCUCAGCCUUCGCUGAUUGUUGGAAGGGUCCAGUUUAACCCAUUAUACUCGCGUCACGAACAGUACAGAUCGUAGCAACUGUAUUAAACGGUGUAUAAUUUUG